This is a messenger RNA of Solea senegalensis (Senegalese sole), 4069 nucleotides long. RefSeq names its product catenin (cadherin-associated protein), alpha-like 1 (gene ctnnal1). The transcript has 19 exons. Lineage: Eukaryota; Metazoa; Chordata; Actinopteri; Pleuronectiformes; Soleidae. The record is from RefSeq and is a predicted model, not a curated record. Bases 353 to 2623 code for a protein of 756 amino acids. Gene Ontology annotation, molecular function: actin filament binding; cadherin binding. Gene Ontology annotation, biological process: Rho protein signal transduction; cell adhesion.
CGUGUGUGUGCUGGUGGUGUGUGUGGUUGCCCACAGUGGUGUGCUGCAGUCUGCUCCCUGCUAUAGUUGAGUAAACUACAUGGACACUAGCGAGCGCAGCGGCACAAUCAGCGACCCACGAGCAGCAGCAGUAGCAGCAGCGGCAGCAGAGUGCGUGCGCGAGCGUGGAAACUCUCGUUAAACGGCUGCGAGACCAGAACAGAAACCCCGGCGUGUAAAAGCGACUCAUUCACACCAGUUCGCAGCUGCAGAACAGUGAAGAAAGGGCUCCGUGAACUCGGCUGGUGCCGUGUUUUGUGCUGUGAACGCCAGGCAGAGAGAGAGUGAGGGAGGGAGCGAGAGCUCGGCGGGAAUGGCUUCGUCUCCGUGCGGCAACAUGAACUUUGAUUCCGGUCUGGAAAUCAAAACUCGCUCGGUGGAGCAGACGCUAAUUCCUUUGGUAUCGCAGAUCACCACCCUGAUCAACCAUAAAGACAAACCAAAGAAAUCUGAGCGCACCCUGGCAGCCAUACACAGGGUGGGCCAGGCAGUGAGUGUGGCAGUGGGAAGAUUUGUUGCUGUCGGGGAAGCCAUCGCUGCGGAAAACCAAGAGCUGAAGGAUGAGAUGGGUCAAGCCUGCUUCGAGGCACGCAAAGCAGGAGAUGCCAUAGCCCAGCUCACAGACGUAGGCUCGGCUUUGCCCUCCCAGUCUGACGGACGCUCCACAGUGUUCAGCGAUAGGACAGGGAUGGUGAAAGCCGCACGCCUGCUCCUGUCGUCGGUCACUAAAGUCCUGGUGUUGGCUGACCGCAUCGUUAUCAAACAGAUAAUCACGUCACGGAACAAGGUCCUGGUAACCCUUGACCAUCUGGAAAGAGUCAGCACCUUUCAGGAAUUUGUACAGAUUUUCAGCCAGUUUGGCAAUGAGAUGGUGGAGUUUGCCCACCUCACAGGAGACAGACAGAAUGACUUGAAGGAUGAGAAGAAAAAAGCGAGGAUGGCAGCAGCCAGAGCAGUGCUGGAGAAAUGCACCAUGAUGCUUCUUACUGCCUCCAAGACUUGCCUGAGGCACCCAGAUUGCGAGUCAGCGCGAAUCAACAAAGACGCUGUGUUCCACCGAAUGCGCUGUGCCCUGGAGCAGGUCAUCGAGAUAGUCACUGAGGCACGGAGCUGUGGGGAGAACAAGAUGCUUCCUGCCAGCAUCUACAACGGCAUCAAGGACUUCAAGUCUAGUGUGGAGUGCCUGCGCGAGAACCUGUACUCCUUAUCACCCCAGGGCAUGGGCAGCCAGCUGGAGGCGCUGGUUGAGCGGUUGGAGGACUUCACUGACUCGGCCUACACCAGCCAUGAGCAGCGGCAGGCCAUCCUAACUUUGUGCCAGCUGGUGCGCCAAGACACUCAGCAGCUGUUGCACCACUGGAUUGAGGCGCAGUCUGCCAAAGCCAAAGAGGCCACAGAGGACAUGGAGGUGGCCAUCCUGAAGACAUGCCAGAGCGUCAGUGACCUCAGACGUGAGCUCCAUAAAGUGGCAGUCAUCCGUGCCUCUGACUUGCUGAAAGUUCACGGAGAGCAGUUGCCUCUGCGCUCUCUCAAAGCCGCGGGCGCUGAGGGAAACCUGGAAGCAGUGGCGGAGUACUCGCGCACACUCACUGAGCAGAAGGAGCAGCUGGUGGAGACGUGUCGGUUGUUGUGCCAUGUGUCGGGGACUGAGCCAUUGGAGAUUACCUGUAUACACGCUGAGGAGACCUUCCAUGUCAUUGGUCCACAGAUUAUGUCGGCGGCGCAGACGCUGGCCCUGCACCCCUCCAGUAAGAUCGCGAAGGAGAACCUGGAAGUCUUCUGUGAGGCCUGGGAGUCGCAGCUCUGUGACAUGGCGCUGUUACUGAGAGAGAUCAACGACGUCUUUGAAGGCAAACGAGGAGAUAAAAGAUCUUAUUUGUCGCUGCCCAGACCCGGGAAACACUCAGUGAACCUGAAGACUGCCAAGGCUGUCAAGUUGGAUGCGGAGGAACAGACAAGCAUGGCCAAGUUGGGGCUUGAGCUGCGUCUGCUGUCAUCAGACGUGGACACGGAGGUGGAAAAAUGGGAGGAACAAGAACAUGAUAUCGUUCGACAGAGCCAGAGCCUCGCCAGCAUGGCCUACAACAUGUACCUGUUUACCAGAGGGGAGGGGCUGCUGAAAACAACACUAGAUCUUUUUCAUCAAGCCGAGGUUCUUUCUGAAGAAGGGCUCCAGCUGUGCUCAUCUCUCCGCACUUUUUCCAUCCAGCUGGUUGAUGAGGAAAAGUCUGCGGUGAUGACAGAGACGGAGAAACUGGUGGCAUUGUGCCAACAGCUGCAGACGGGAGCCAAGACUCCCGUACAGGGCAAGACUGCCACCUUCCAGAAGGUGGACUCAUCUAUUCAGACAGCAAGAGGCGUCUUGGCUGUGGUUCUCUCCCUUCUCCCUUUCUGUAACAAACUCAACAAGAAGUACAAGUCCGAGAAGAGUAGCCUGGGUUCCUCGCAUGACUGGAGGGAGAGGCAGGAUGCAUCCACACCGGUCAAAGAGGACGGAGCUCUCAACGGCAAGAACAGCAACGGAUUUGGUGUCAAAUCACUGGAGCAGCACAUGGCCGGUCUCAACCUGCUGGAGGGCAAAUAAUCCAGGAAAUGGUCACCUCCUCAUUUGUUCACUAUUCUCCCUUGGAGCAGCACAUAGACCACCCUACCUUUCUGGAAAACAUGGAUCCAGGAAAUACCUUACUCUUCUCCACCUCAUUCUCCCACCAUAGUGGGCCAGAGCUGUGGGGUGAAGAUGGUGGCUUAGGGCCAGUCUGAGUUCGUAUUUGUCGUCUGGUGGAUGAGUUAGAAGGUUUACAGACAAAGCAGAUCUAAGCCUUGUGUGGCCAUAGGCGGUUUAAAACCUGGGUAGUUUUUAAGCACCAGUUCAGCCACAGUCCACAAGAUGGAGACAAUCAGUCAACACCUGAGACUUUGUCUCUUCCAAGGAAAGGCCUGGCACACAGCUAAUAUUGCAGUCACUUCUCUCAUCAUUAAGUUGAUAAACUGAAGGUAGAUCAUUAAGGGACUCCAUUUAAUGCUCAGCUCAGCCAUACACCUGUCUUCACAAUGUGCCUCUGCAACACGCGUUGUGGCGUACUAUAGAUAUGUUGCACACAUUAGUCAAACGAGUAAAAAAAAAACAAGUGUGACAUGAAAUCACAUUUUGCAUGACGCUAUCAAAACCCUUGUGUGACAUGUCUCCUAUGAUUAAUAUGCCACUGGUUUGUAAUGUUAAUAGUUGUAAUGUAACGUUAGGCAUUGUGGUACUACUCUGUACAUGAUCACAGCACUACUGUCAGCAUCACACCUGCAUAACUCAUGUGUAAAUGUAAGAUUAAGUAUUUGAAAUGGCUCAUACUAUGUGAUCAAUGUAUAACUUCCAAAGGAUUAUAGUAUAUGUUACAUUCCCCAUGUGCCAUUUUAGAAGCAAAAUACAAAAAGAGAAAAAUCCUCAUUCAAUGCCAAAUAUUGUCUUCAUGAAGACGCUGUAAUCUUCAGCUUGCUACUAUGAAAUAUAAAGCUUAGUUCUCCAGUGUGAAGGACUGGUGAGAUAUUUAGAUUAAUGUUCACAUCACAGAGAUGCUACUUUACAAUAUCUCCAAUAUUGUCAUACCAUACUUCUGUGUAAGCUAUUAUAUCCUGACUUAUUUUUCACAAAGAAAUUGAGAGCUAAUUCUGAUUUGGCACCCUUGCCACAUAGAGCCUUGAAGUGUACUUGUAAUGAAGACUAUCAUUGUGAAGUUGCUGAAUAGGCCAAUGUGUUAUAUUUAGUGGUAUAUGGUAUAAUCUGGUACUUGAAUCACAAAUAGACAGUAUAUAUAGUGUUUAUCCUAAGGUAAUGGCAUUGGUACGGGGCGUGGAUGAAAAAUAAACAUAUAUUAAGAUUUAGAGAUGCUUUGUAUAGUGUGAGAGCAGCUAAGGAUGCUGGGUAUUAUAGUGGCUCAACAGAAGUGAAGAAAUCAGAUCUAGUUUUGGAUCAUCUAUUCUUUUGACUAGUGAAAGGCUAAAAAAAAUGAGACAUGGAAAUUAAACAAUAUUUUUCUUA